Molecule: messenger RNA, 2046 nt
Organism: Plasmodium knowlesi strain H
Lineage: Eukaryota; Apicomplexa; Aconoidasida; Haemosporida; Plasmodiidae
Product: conserved Plasmodium protein, unknown function
Exons: 2
Coding region: 1-2046 (681 amino acids)
Source: RefSeq, a predicted model, not a curated record
AUGACAGUGGUACGCAAGUUGUGUAGUCUGCUGACGGCGUUGUGCCUGUUGGAGGGCGGGGUGUUCGCCGCAGAGGAUGUGAAGCCCAAGCAAGUAAUCGUCACGUAUACAAACGCAAACGGGUUUAAGAGUGAACUGAAGAAUUUCCAGUAUAUCUUCCUUAACGAAAAUGACGACAGCUAUUAUGUGAAGAGUUCAGAAAUAGGAGAACUGGAAAUUGGAGACAACAUAUAUUUUUACAAAAGUUUUACCAAAGUGAUAAACUACUUUAAGUAUCGCAUUCCCACGAAUAUACACUUCGUGUUUGGAUACAAUGACGGUGACUUGAUUUUAUUGAAGAAUAACAAGAAGGGGGUUAUUUGCAAAAUAAAUAAUCUGUUUUAUAGUGAGUCUGGGAUAAAGUACAUGGAUAGGAAGAAUGAGUUGUACGUGAAGAACGAUCCUUUUUAUAUAAAAAAGUUUAAUAAUUAUGGCUUUGACGACGACGAUGAAGAGGACGAGGUGGAUGAGCAGUUUGAUGAUGCAGGACACAUGGGCUACAAUCGGAGACUGGACGAUAAUGACGAUUACGAGGAUUACGACGAUGAGUUUGUGAAGCGUGCCGCAAUAUGUAGCGUUACCGGUGCGAACUCCACGUUCAUGCCCCGGAAAUUUCUGUGCUAUCCCUCCAGACGGAACAACAACGAGUUAAAGGCGAUUUUUCUGAAAGAUGAGGAGUACAACAAGCAGUUUCAGUUAAGCUUGACCUACAUGAACAAGGAUAACGAUAUUCUGUUGAAGAAAAUAGCUAGCUAUUUCAACAUGCUAUUGAAGUUAGAUUUUGAUAAAAUAAAUAUAGCCUACUACAUAUACAACAAAACCAUAGCGUGCAAUUUUAAGUACCACAUGCAGAAAGUUUUGAAGAAAAAAGGGAAGAAGCAACUCGAGGAUAAGUACCUUACUUACAAUGAUGAACAGGUGAGAUCUAACAAUGAUUUCCUUUACAACACUACCCCUCAUUAUAAGGACCAUUUAGGAGACAAUAACAUAUUGUGGAAACACUCAAACAAAAAUGUUACUGAAACAUCUUCUGAGAAAUGUCACAAGGUUUUUUUUAAUGAGAACGAAUUUAACAACUGUUAUAAAAAUGAUAAUUACGUUUACGAAAUGUCUCUGUUCAAGGAUAACUCCAUCAAGAAGAUUAAAAAAGCACAGGUGAAAAAUCUAUCUUCCCUUGGUAGGUACAUAGCUAUGUACUACCAUGGAAAUGACUAUGUGUCUAUUUUGAAAGAUUUUACCACCUAUGUUUAUUUCAGAAUUAAGAACCUGUUAGAUUUGGUCUUGUUUGAAGACGAAGAGAACGAAGUUGGGUUCUACUACAUAUCCUUUGAUAAGGGAAAACAGCUAGUCCACCUCUUUAGGUGUGGACUGAAUUCAUACCAGCUGAACUGCAGAGAAAUAUCCUUCAUUCCAUAUGAACACGUUUAUUCAGAUGUUGAACCAAAGGUGUACUUGUCUACUGUCCAAAGUGAUGAUCUAAGUACCGUUUUUAUCAGUACCAAGACGAAGCUUUGGAAAUUGUACAAAGAUAAGGAUGGAAGUUACAACAGGAAAAUUAUGGACUCAGUUAAAAACGGUAGUGAGGAGUACUUUGGGCAUAUUAACUGCUACAUUGUGCAGACCACAUACGAAUGGAAGUUGCUUUACAAGUAUUUGAAGAAUAUCACAAAUGUUGAGGAGAACAUCGUCGCUUGCUCGUACUUUAAGCAUUUCACCGAUUCUGAAAACUCCUUGCUGAUCUCCUUCAUCGAGAACAGGCACUUCAUUCAGCGUACGUACCAUGUCGUUCGAAACAAGGAUUUCAUCAUUUCUAGCGGCAAAACUAAGCUCACCAUACAGGUCAAUGAGCUCUUCGAUAUACUCAUGCUCUUUUUCAUAAUUCUCUGCGUUAUCAUCAGUGUCUACACCAUAGUGCGAAUUCUGUUUACCAACAAAACGAAGGUGGGAAAAAUGAAGCACCACUUCUUUGAUGACACGAAGAAUAGCUUCGCUUCGACGGUUGACUAA